This is a messenger RNA of Aethina tumida (small hive beetle), 1012 nucleotides long. Its product is annotated as venom allergen 5-like. The record is from RefSeq and is a predicted model, not a curated record. The transcript has 6 exons. Bases 72 to 962 code for a protein of 296 amino acids. NCBI's taxonomy places the organism in Eukaryota, Metazoa, Arthropoda, Insecta, Coleoptera, Nitidulidae.
AUCUGAUUGUUAUCCAUUCUUUUUCUAAUUCCUUAGUUACAGAAAACAAAACUAUAAUAAAUGUCAUCGAAAUGAUACAUACUGGAAUAAUUGUAUUUUCACUAGUAUCAACUUUUGUGCUGAGCUGCCACGAAAAUUGUGUAGAUUAUGAAUUAAUACCAAUCGAUUCCAAUUUGAUCGAGACGUUACACAACAGACUUAGAGAUCAUGUUGCGUCUGGUAAAGCUAAAAUCGGAUUCACUCCAUCUUCUGCAGGCAAUAUGCAUAUGUUGCAAUGGAGUGAUUGGCUUGCAAGGAUGGCACAGAAGUGGGUUAGUUGCUGUGUCCAGUUGAACGAUAAAAUCCAAUACGACCCGGAAAAGAGUAAUUUGAUUGGACAAAACAUCUUAACUAUCACAACCAAUCAUACCCCAGAUGAAGAAAUUCUCAUCUUACAUUGGUACAAGCAAAUUAAAAAUAUCGAAGAGUCGGACGUUAAAAAUUUCACAACUGUGGUGAACAGUCACGGAAAAAUUGGGCAGUAUAGUCAACUGAUGUGGGCGAAAACAAGAGAGGUCGGAUGUGCCAUGGCGAGUUAUUCUCAGUUAACAUCGGAAAACAUCAAAACUGGUAACAAAUUGUUUAGAUUUGUAUGUAAUUAUACUCCGACCGGAAAUGUUUUUGGCGAGCCAAUUUAUCUAAUUACUCCGUCACCGUGUUCCAAAUGUACGAACGGUUGCGACGUCGUGAUGAAGAAUUUGUGUAAAAAUGAUAAAUUCCCAGCAACCCGUUCUAAAGGACGACCUAUUGCACCUGAACGCAAAUUUGCUCCGGUGUCUGACAAAAGAAAUCCUCUUCCAGUAAUCGAUCAUAUAUACACAUCGUACAACAGUUAUGUUAGAGUUACAUCCGAAUUUCCCGAAGGUUCUAAAUGCACAUGCUUGUUACGUCUACCGAAUAAGUUAAGUGUGAAUGAAAAUUAAUGUAAAAUAUUUGUUAAUUUAGUUAUUUGUUGUGGCAAUUAAUAAACUAA